Molecule: messenger RNA, 3851 nt
Organism: Oncorhynchus keta (chum salmon)
Lineage: Eukaryota; Metazoa; Chordata; Actinopteri; Salmoniformes; Salmonidae
Product: octapeptide-repeat protein T2-like
Exons: 3
Coding region: 2078-3382 (434 amino acids)
Source: RefSeq, a predicted model, not a curated record
UAACCUCACACUCAACGUCAACAAAACUAAGGAGAUGAUUGUGGACUUCAGGAAACAGCAGAGGGAACACCCCCCUAUCCACAUUGAUGGAACAGUAGUGGAGAGGGUAGUAAGUUUUAAGUUCCUCGGCGUACACAUCACAGACAAACUGAAUUGGUCCACCCACACAGACAGCAUCGUGAAGAAGGUGCAGCAGCGCCUCUUCAAACUCAGGAGGCUGAAGAAAUUCGGCUAGUCACCAAAAGCACUCACAAACUUCUACAGAUGCACAAUCGAGAGCAUCCUGUCGGGCUGUAUCACCGCCUGGUACGGCAACUGCUCCGCCCACAACCGUAAGGCUCUCCAGAGGGUAGUGAGGUCUGCACAACGCAUCACCGGGGGCAAACUACCUGCCCUCCAGGACACCUACACCACCCGAUGUCACAGGAAGGCCAUAAAGAUCAUCAAGGACAACAACCACCCGAGCCACUGCCUGUUCACCCCGCUAUCAUCCAGAAGGCGAGGUCAGUACAGGUGCAUCAAAGCUGGGACCGAGAGACUGAAAAACAGCUUCUAUCUCAAGGCCAUCAGACUGUUAAACAGCCACCACUAACAUUGAGUGGCUGCUGCCAACACACUGACACUGACUCAACUCCAGCCACUUUAAUAAUGGGAAUUGAUGGGAAAUUAUGUAAAAUAUAUCACUAACCACUUUAAACAAUGCUACCUAAUAUAAUGUUACAUACCCUACAUUAUUAAUCUCAUAUGUAUAUGUAUAUACUGUACUCUAUAUCAUCUACUGCAUGUAUCACUCGCCACUUUAACUAUGCCACUUUGUUUACAUACUCAUCUCAUAUGUAUAUACUGCACUCAAUACCAUCUACUGUAUCUUGCCUAUGCCGCUCUGUACCAUCACUCACUCAUAUAUCUUUAUGUACAUAUUCUUUAUCCCCUUACACUUGUGUCUAUAAGGUAGUAGUUUUGGAAUUGUCAGCUAGAUUACUUGUUGGUUAUUACUGCAUUGUCAGAACUAGAAGCACAAGCAUUUCGCUACACUCGCAUUAACAUCUGCUAACCAUGUGUAUGUGACAAAUAAAAUUUGAUUUGAUUUGUGUGUGUGUUGUUGGGGGUGUUGUUUGUCUCGGUGUGCUCAAAUGACCAAUGCAUAACACCCCCAGUAAUCAGCUUAGCAGCCAGUCAGUAAUCCACACUUACACAGGAAGAAAGAAGCCUGCUUUGUGUGUGUGUCUGUGUGUCUCACCGUCUGCACGGAUCUAUUCAAAUUACAGUUUUUUUCUAUUGCUAACAUGCAUUGGUCAAAACUGAAGUCACACUGUCAAAACUCUUCACACAGUCAGCGAAACAGAAGUGUGUGUGGACCAAACUGUGAAUAAUUUUCCUUUCUUUCACACAAAAUGCAUUCAAUGACCACAUCAUCCGAAAUACAUCAACUCUUUUCUGAUUCAUACUCCACCACCUGCAAAACUAUAUAUUUGCAGAACAUGUUUUCAAAUGCUGACACACCGUUUCCAAAAAUGUUAAAAACACAGAAUGAUGGCAAAUGUCGUGCAUUUCUGCAGUAACCAGAUUGAAACAUACUGCAAAUCUCAGCAAAAUAUUUAAUCAUUCCAAACACAGCUGAUUGCAAUAUCAGUUGAAAUCCUACCCAAUUGUCCUGUUUUUAGUCUCGUUACCAAACAGACAAAAGAGGACGGCUUCGGAAUGAUUUAGUUUGGAAACAUGGCUCAAGGGAGACAGGUUGGUGGGGAAAGAAGAGUGUCAGGGAGAGGAAGACAGGUUGGUGGGGAAAGAAAAGUGUCAGGGAGAGGAAGACAGGUUGGUGGGGAAAGAAGAGUGUCAGGGAGAGGAAGACAGGUUGGUGGGGAAAGAAGAGUGUCAGGGAGAGGAAGACAGGUUGGUGGGGAAAGAAGAGUGUCAGGGAGAGGGAGACAGCGUGGAGGACAAAGGAGAGGAAGACAGGUUGGUGGGGGAAGAAGAGUGUCAGGGAGAGGGAGACAGGUUGGUGGGGAAAGAAGAGUGUCAGGGAGAGGAAGACAGGUUGGUGGGGAAAGAAGAGUGUCAGGGAGAGGGAGACAGCAUGGAGGACAAAGGAGAGGAAGACAGGUUGGUGGGGAAAGAAGAGUGUCAGGGAGAGGGAGACAGCAUGGAGGACAAAGGAGAGGGAGACAGGUUGGUGGGGAAAGAAGAGUGUCAGGGAGAGGGAGACAGCGUGGAGGACAAAGGAGAGGAAGACAGGUUGGUGGGGGAAGAAGAGUGUCAGGGAGAGGGAGACAGCAUGGAGGACAAAGGAGAGGAAGACAGGUUGGUGGGGGAAGAAGAGUGUCAGGGAGAGGAAGACAGGUUGGUGGGGGAAGAAGAGUGUCAGGGAGAGGGAGACAGCGUGGAGGACAAAGGAGAGGAAGACAGGUUAGUGGGGGAAGAAGAGUGUCAGGGAGAGGGAGACAGCAGGCAGCAUGGAGGACAAAGGAGAGGAAGACAGGUUGGUGGGGGAAGAAGAGUGUCAGGGAGAGGGAGACAGGUUGGUGGGGGAAGAAGAGUGUCAUGGAGAGGAAGACAGGUUGGUGGGGAAAGAAGAGUGUCAGGGAGAGGGAGACAGCAUGGAGGACAAAGGAGAGGGAGACAGGUUGGUGGGGAAAGAAGAGUGUCAGGGAGAGGAAGACAGGUUGGUGGGGAAAGAAGAGUGUCAGGGAGAGGAAGACAGGUUGGUGGGGAAAGAAGAGUGUCAGGGAGAGGAAGACAGGUUGGUGGGGAAAGAAGAGUGUCAGGGAGAGGAAGACAGGUUGGUGGGGAAAGAAGAGUGUCAGGGAGAGGAAGACAGGUUGGUGGGGAAAGAAGAGUGUCAGGGAGAGGAAGACAGGUUGGUGGGGAAAGAAGUGUGUCAGGGAGAGGAAGACAGGUUGGUGGGGAAAGAAGAGUGUCAGGGAGAGGGAGACAGCAUGGAGGACAAAGGAGAGGAAGACAGGUUGGUGGGGAAAGAAGAGUGUCAGGGAGAGGGAGACAGCGUGGAGGACAAAGGAGAGGAAGACAGGUUGGUGGGGGAAGAAGAGUGUCAGGGAGAGGGAGACAGGUUGGUGGGGGAAGAAGAGUGUCAUGGAGAGGAAGACAGGUUGGUGGGGAAAGAAGAGUGUCAGGGAGAGGGAGACAGCAUGGAGGACAAAGGAGAGGGAGACAGGUUGGUGGGGAAAGAAGAGUGUCAGGGAGAGGGAGACAGCGUGGAGGACAAAGGAGAGGAAGACAGGUUGGUGGGGGAAGAAGAGUGUCAGGGAGAGGAAGACAGGUUGGUGGGGAAAGAAGAGUGUCAGGGAGAGGGAGUCAGCGUGGAGGACAAAGGAGAGGAAGACAGGUUUGUGGGGGAAGAAGAGUGUCAGGGAGAGGGAGAUAGCAUUGAGGACAAAGGAGAGGAAGACAGGUUAGUGGGGGAAGAAGAGUGUCAGGGAGAGGGAGACAGCAUGGAGGACAAAGGAGAGGAAGACAGGUUGGUGGGGGAAGAAGAGUGUCAGGGAGAGGAAGACAGGUUGGUGGGGAAAGAAGAGUGUCAGGGAGAGGAAGACAGGUUGGUGGGGAAAGAAGAGUGUCAGGGAGAGGAAGACAGGUUGGUGGGGAAAGAAGAGUGUCAGGGAGAGGAAGACAGGUUGGUGGGGAAAGAAGAGUGUCAGGGAGAGGAAGACAGGUUGGUGGGGAAAGAAGAGUGUCAGGGAGAGGAAGACAGGUUGGUGGGGAAAGAAGAGUGUCAGGGAGAGGAAGACAGGUUGGUGGGGAAAGAAGAGUGUCAGGGAGAGGAAGACAGGUUGGUGGGGAAAGAAGAGUGUCAGGGAGAGGAAGACAGGUUGGUGGGGAAAGAAGAGUGGCAG